Alosa alosa (allis shad) is the source of this 1575-nucleotide messenger RNA. RefSeq names its product dCMP deaminase (gene dctd). The record is from RefSeq and is a predicted model, not a curated record. Gene Ontology annotation, cellular component: cytoplasm. Gene Ontology annotation, molecular function: dCMP deaminase activity; zinc ion binding. Lineage: Eukaryota; Metazoa; Chordata; Actinopteri; Clupeiformes; Clupeidae. Gene Ontology annotation, biological process: dUMP biosynthetic process; dTMP biosynthetic process. Bases 135 to 740 code for a protein of 201 amino acids. The transcript is spliced from 6 exons.
UCCCGCGAACAUCUUUCCCGCGAAAUUUGCGCGGAAGUUGAAGUCUUGAACUGAGUUGAAGUGGAACUCUUCAGAACAACUGCCGAACUCUGCACGUGUUUCAUCCACUGUUGGCACAAUAAUAAUUUCCAACGAUGAGUGAAGACACGAAUGGAGAGCCAACAACCUUAAACGGGGUGCAGAGCGAGGUGCCAGUUGGGAACAGUGAGGGGCCCAUUGGGAAGAGGGAGGACUACCUGGAGUGGCCUGAGUACUUUAUGGCGGUCGCUUUCCUGUCUGCUCAGAGGAGCAAGGACCCCAGCUCUCAGGUUGGGGCCUGCAUUGUGAACCCGGAGAAUAAGAUUGUGGGCAUCGGCUACAAUGGGAUGCCCAACGGCUGCAACGAUGACCUGCUGCCCUGGGCUCGCGCUGCUGCUGACAGACUGGACACCAAAUAUCCCUAUGUGUGCCACGCCGAGCUGAAUGCCAUCAUGAACAAGAACUCUGCAGAUGUGAAGGGCUGCACCAUCUACGUGGCCCUGUUCCCCUGCAACGAGUGUGCCAAGCUCAUCAUCCAAGCAGGUAUAAAGGAUGUGAUUUAUUUGUCAGACAAGUACCACAGCGCUCCAGAAAUGACUGCCUCCAGACGACUGCUUAACUUGGCGGGAAUCAAAUACAAGCAAUUUGUGCCGCGUCGCAGCAAGAUUGUCAUUGAUUUUAAUUCAAUUAACCACUCUGGAGGGAAGAACCUGUUGGGGUGACCGGGUGAGCUUGGUCUCCUUGAGCGGGCGGCGGCGUUGGCGGCUCUUUGACGGCCCUCUCCACGGCGCUCUUCCUGUGCCGCCACUGAUGCCUUCUGUUCUCUCCCUCUCCACACAAUCACACCGCUCACAAGCACCGCAUCUGAAGAAGCACCUCUGACUUUGAGACGGCGUGGAGUGUGUUUUGAUAUUUCCCUUUUAACGCACGCCUGCUUUUCUCUGGUAUGCUAAUCAGUUUGCGUGUGCGUGCGUGUGCGUGUGUGUGUGUGUGUGUGCGUGUGUGUGUGUGUGUGCGCCUGCACUUCUGGCACCAGCUGUAAAUAAACAAGUGGGAAUUGGGAGGUGGCAUUAGGGAGGUGGUGUUUUUAGUCUGUUUUACUUUCUUUUAGUCUUUUUUAGUCAACUUUAAAAGGAAACGUUUUAUUAUUUCUUAAAAUUGUAUUUUUUCUGUUAUUAAAAGCUUUGCCGUGUAAAAAGUGGCAACACUAUACCCAAGGAAGGUGGUCAUUUGCACACUGUUUAUUCACCUUAGUCAUUUUGUAAAUGGUUGAAUUUGUUACUCUUUCUGGGCCUUGGCACAUGUUUUUUAUAAUAGCAGGUAUAAUGCUAGUCCAUAUAAUAUUCCACAGCUAUCACUGAAGUACUUCCUUUCUGAAAUUGUUACUUUUAACUCCUAACAGCCAGGUUCAGAUGUAGUCAGUCUCUCAUGUUUAUUUUGAAGACAUUGAUGUGAAUGACUAACUAUUCUUCAUUAGAUGCCACAUAUUACACACCAAAAUACAUCCUCUGUGUGACUACACUACUGCUGUGACAAAAUAAACUUGCAAUCAACCAA